AUGAUUUUUGAAGCGCUGGGCUUGCUCGCACUCGCCUACCUGGCGUGGAGCAUGGUGACACUGGAGAUCAACUACCGUCGUGCUUCAAGCAUGGGAAUCCCCUUGGUACGCCUUUACAUCGACCCCCAGAACGUUCUCUGGAUGGUCUUCGAACUAUUGCUUCCCAUCAAUUGGCGCAAUUAUAGCUUCGGUCGCUACUCCCGUCGGGGCUGGUACUUUGCCGAUCGCGGGGAGUCCCAUCAACGCUAUGGCCCCAUGUGGGCUCUGGUCACUCCUCGCGAUAUCUACAUCAAUGUCGCCGAUACAGAUGCAAUCCAUGACAUCUUCCAACGGCGUACGGACUUCAUUCGACCAAGUCAAUUGUAUACGAAAUUGCGUACCGAAUUGCUAACCUGGGUUUCACAUUUAGAGGUACUCGAAGUGUACGGACCAUGCAUCUCAACAGCUAGCUGGAAUGACUGGCCGCGGCACCGAAAGGUCCUAGCAACACCUUUUAACGAAAACGCCAUGUCCUUUGUCUGGAAUGAAAGUGUAGAGCAGACACGCCAGAUGCUGCAGGUCUGGGAGUCUUCUGUCGAUGGCCACAUUCCCAGUGUUGCAAAAGACCCGCGGACCCUCUCGUUAAAUGUCCUUGCCGCAACAGGAUUCCGCAAAUCGUUCCCUUUUCAAAGUGCUAAAGAUCAUGAGGUGAAGUCUGAAUUACCUGCCGCCUCGGGAGAUGGAUCAGAGGGCUACCGCGAUGCACUCCAGACCGUGCUGGAUAACUGCAUCCUUCUCAUGGUGAUGCCUCGGAGAUUACUCACCCUGCCUUUCGCACCCAAGUCAUGGCAUCAUCUUGGCAAAGCAGCCACCACUUUCAAGAAGUAUAUGGUCCAAAUGCUGGACGAAGAAACGAAAGCAUUGAACACCGGAAGGGCAGGUAGCGGAGGCUUGAUGACUUCAUUUGUGCGCGCCAUGGAUUUGAAGCAAAAGGUAGACGGGGAGCAAAAAGCAAAUACAAGUGGCUCACCUCCCAAAGGGCUUACGGUAGACGAGAUUUUUGGAAACAUCUUUGUCAUUAACUUUGCGGGUCAUGAUACAACCGCCAAUACGUUGAGCUUUGGCUUGCUGUUGCUUGCCGCGUAUCCGGAAAUCCAGGACUGGGUCGCUGAGGAGCUGAAAGGACUUGAUGAAGACAAUAUCAAGGAGCACUAUAACGAAUUGUUUCCUCGGCUCCUUCGGUGUCGCGCUGUUUUGGUAUAUCCCCCCUUUCUUUCCAUGAAUUACCUACAGAGCUUCCCGUUCUCCUUCCUAUUAUUUUCUUGUGACUUUUCACUAACCCUUGAUCCCAUCCCACAGCUUGAGACACUCCGCCUCUUCCCACCCAUCGUGUCACUACCAAAAUGGACCAACGAUAAAGCCCAGCUACUCAAGUUAGGCGACAGAGAAAUCAUGAUACCUCCCCACGUGGGAGUCCACCCCAGCCUUCUCGACAUGCACAUCCACCCCCAGCAUUGGGAGGACCCCUUGACAUGGAAGCCGUCCCGCUGGAUAACCAAAUCAGCUGCGUCUAGCGAUGUCUCAGAAGAGAUCAUCACCCCAUUCCGGUCGACCUAUUUCCCAUGGUCAGACGGGCCUCAAAACUGCCCAGGGAACAAGUUUUCGCAGGUUGAGUUCGUGGCUGUCAUGGCGGCCCUCCUCCGGAGUCAUCGGGUGCACCCGGUUGCCAACCCUGGAGAAAGCCCGGAGGAGACUCGCGCGAGAGUCUUGGCGACCACGCAAGACGUGGAUUUGCAAUUGCUCCUUCGUAUGACAGACGCAGAUCAGGUGCGUUUGGCCUGUCGUCGGGCGGCCUGA
This is a messenger RNA of Aspergillus vadensis CBS 113365, 1836 nucleotides long. Its product is annotated as cytochrome P450. The transcript is spliced from 3 exons. The record is from RefSeq and is a predicted model, not a curated record. Lineage: Eukaryota; Fungi; Ascomycota; Eurotiomycetes; Eurotiales; Aspergillaceae. Gene Ontology annotation, molecular function: monooxygenase activity; iron ion binding; heme binding. The coding region runs from base 1 to 1836 and encodes 611 amino acids.